AACACACGCGCACACACACACACACACGCGGCUCUGUCCAGCCAGCACAAGGCUCGGACUUACAGCUCCUAGGUAUUUUCAGUUGUACUAAAAAGUAACAAAAACUAAACAAACACAGACCCGAGUGCUAAAAACUUUCGACUGACGCAACCAAAAACUAAAAAAACAACUUUUUUAUGUCGGUUUGUUCGUUAGAGGAUUUAUUUUGGGCCCAAGUGUAGUUUGUAGGUGGAUUUAUUCCUUUUUUUUUUUUUUUUGGAAGACUUGAACUUUGAAGACUGAAAGUUGGAGGAAAAAAGCCGACUCGUGAUGGACGCGCUGUCACUCAGGUUACUCGUUGUUGUGGCUUUGACCUCAGCCACUGUGGCUGGUGAAAUUAAUAAAGAAGACUUCUUGAAGAGCAGACUGAAGGAGUAUGGCCUGGUCAUGCCUAUCAGCACUGAUUCAGGUGGACACUUCUUGUCACACCUCCUCUCAGCAAAUCACAAGCAGCGUGUCAAGCGCAACGUGCCCAAUGCCACUGAGCCAGCAGGUGAGAAACUCUUCUUCAAUGUCACUGCUUUUGGCAAGGAGUUUCAUCUGCGGCUCUGGCCCAACAGCAGGCUAGUGGCACCUAAUGGCAUGCUAGAGUGGCACGACGAGAUUUUGGUGUCUACCAAUGGCACCACGAAUGAGACACACACAGACAGGAUUCUGAGGAAAGAGUUGAUUAAGACGAACUGCUGUUUUAUUGGGGACAUCACCGACACGCCUGGAGGAUCAGUUGCUAUUAACAACUGUGAUGGUCUGGCUGGCAUGAUCCGUACCAACACUGAGGAAUACUUCAUUGAGCCUCUGGAGCGUGGCAUGCAGCAGCAAGAGGAAAACGGACGAACGCACGUGGUGUAUAAAAGAUCCGCUCUGCUGCAAACACCUUCAGACAUCUCAGCGGACUACAAACACCCUGUGCCAGAACUCAGUGUCCCUGGGGCACUCGACAACAUCGCCAAACAAGUGAACCACACAUCCAGGAGACGCAGGCACGCCGGAGACGAUGACUACAACAUCGAGGUGCUUCUUGGCGUCGACGACUCUGUGGUGCGCUUUCAUGGAAAGGAGCAUGUACAGAACUACCUUCUCACUCUCAUGAACAUUGUGAAUGAGAUAUACCAUGACGAGUCACUAGGCGUGCACAUCAAUGUUGUUCUUGUGAGGAUGAUCAUGCUUGGCUAUGCAAAGUCCAUUAGCCUUAUUGAACGUGGGAACCCAUCGCGGAGCUUGGAGAACGUGUGCCGCUGGGCUUUCGGACAGCAGAAAGACGAUCCAGAACACUCCGAGCACCAUGACCAUGCCAUCUUCCUCACACGCCAGGGCUUUGGCCCUACUGGCAUGCAAGGCUAUGCUCCGGUCACCGGGAUGUGCCAUCCAGUUCGCAGCUGCACCCUCAACCAUGAGGACGGGUUCUCCUCCGCCUUCGUAGUGGCCCACGAGACUGGACACGUGCUGGGAAUGGAGCAUGAUGGACAGGGCAAUCGUUGUGGUGAUGAGACCACCAUGGGGAGCGUCAUGGCCCCUCUGGUGCAAGCAGCUUUCCAUCGCUAUCACUGGUCCAUGUGCAGUGGACAAGAGCUGAAGAGAUACAUUCAUUCUUAUGACUGCUUACUAGAUGAUCCAUUCAAGCAUGACUGGCCACAGCUCCCAGAACUUCCUGGCAUCAAUUACUCUAUGGAUGAGCAGUGUCGCUUCGAUUUUGGUGUUGGAUACAAAAUAUGCACAUCAUUCCGUACAUUCGAUCCUUGCAAACAACUUUGGUGCAGCCAUCCAGACAACCCUUAUUUUUGCAAGACUAAAAAGGGACCACCACUGGACGGCACCGAAUGUGCUCCCGGCAAGUGGUGCUACAAAGGUCACUGCAUGUGGAAAAAUGCUAACCAGGUGAAGCAGGACGGAGCUUGGGGAUUGUGGACCAAGUACGGUUCAUGCUCACGCUCUUGUGGGACAGGCGUGCGCUUCAGGACACGGCAGUGCAACAACCCAGCUCCAUCUAAUGGUGGACAAGACUGCCCAGGAGUCAACUAUGAGUUCCAGCUGUGCAACACAGAUGACUGCCCCAAGCAUUUUGAGGACUUCAGAGCCCAGCAGUGUCAGCUACGCAACUCCCACUUUGAGUACCAGAACACCAAACACCACUGGCUCCCAUAUGAGCACCCAGAUGCCAGCAAGAGAUGUCACCUGUACUGCCAGUCGAAGGAGACGAGCGACGUGGCAUACAUGAAGCAGUUGGUGCAUGAUGGCACACGAUGUUCCUACAAGGAUCCCUACAGCAUCUGCGUACGGGGGGAAUGUGUGAAAGUGGGAUGUGAUAAAGAGAUUGGUUCUGACAAGGAGGAAGAUAGGUGCGGCGUUUGUGGGGGUGACAAUUCACACUGCAGAACUGUGAAAGGAACCUUUACCCGAACCCCUAAAAAAGCAGGUUACCUAAAGAUGUUCCUCAUCCCCCCUGGGGCUAGACAUGUGAUCAUCCAAGAACAUGAGGCUUCCCCUCACUUUCUUGCGGUCAAGAACCAGGCCACAGGACACUACAUCCUGAACGGUAAAGGAGACGAGGUGAGGUCACGCAGCUUCAUCGACCUCGGAGUCGAGUGGGAUUAUGUCAUUGAAGAGGACGCUGAGACUCUGCAUACAGAUGGACCAUUACAUGAUGCAGUUAUUGUUCUGAUUAUACCAAAAGACAAUGAGACAAGAUCAUCACUGAUGUAUAAAUACAUCAUCCAUGAAGACUCGGUCCCAAUAAACAACAACAAUGUCAUUCAGGAAGACACAUAUGAGUGGGCUUUGAAGAGUUGGUCCCAGUGCUCACGACCUUGUGCUGGAGGAUUCCAGGACACAAAAUAUGGAUGUCGUAAAAAGGGGGACAAUAAGAUGGUGCACAGAAGCUACUGUGACAUUAGUAAGAAGCCCAAACCCAUCCGCAGGAUGUGUAAUCUCCAAGACUGCACACAACCACAGUGGAUAGCUGAGGAAUGGGAACAUUGCACCAAGACAUGUGGAAAUCUGGGUUACCAAAUCCGCACCGUACGCUGCGUUCAGUUCCUGCACGAGGGCACGAACCGCUCCAUCCACAGCAAGUACUGCAGUGGAGAGAAACCAGAGACCAGACGUCCCUGCAACAGAGUGCCAUGUCCUGCCCAUUGGAGGAUUGGAGCCUGGUCUGAGUGCUCAGUGACCUGUGGUGAGGGAGUGGCACGCCGCCAGGUCACAUGCCGCAUCGGUGAUCAGUGCGCCGGCGAAAAACCGGAGUCACAGAGGCCAUGCCGCCCAGGACCAUGCAACGAUGAGCCAUGUAGAGGAGACAAGUCCAUAUUCUGCCAGAUGGAGGUCCUUGCUCGGUAUUGUUCCAUUCCAGGUUACAGUAAACUGUGCUGUGAAUCAUGCAGCAAGCGCAGUGGCACGCUCUCUUCUCUGCUGACUGAAGCUGCCGAGGUCGAGGAGGAGGUGCGAUUUGGCUCAGCCUCACAAUUAUUCGAGACCCUCUCAGCCUCUGUCAAUCAAACCCUUAAUCUACCCCUUGAAAAACCCAAACAACCCAGUGGCCCGGCCAAACAAACCUCCAUCGGUGCAGCUCUCAAACCAAACACUGAGAGCAAAACUCCAAAACGUCUGGUGCAGGCUUCUAAACCCGGCACUAGAAACCUCCCCUUCAUGACAGCCUACAAGCAGCGCAAUAACAACUUCGCUAGCUCUACAUCUCAACACACGGAUAGCCUCCUAGAUAUUUCCAAGGUUGAAAGAUGAAUGCUAGGAUUAACAGCUUUUUUUACAUUCCUGGACUUUGUGUAGAUAUAAAUAGCUUUAUUCUUUGUCUUCAUUCAUAUCAUUCCUAUAAGAGGUUUAGGGAAGUAAAGUGCUGGUUCACUUUUUGGUUUCUUUGUCAUUCCCCCAAAUGGUUACUCAGAAUCACACUAGACAUCUAUGUUUUUUUUUGUUUGUUUUGUUUUUUAUUCUCUUUUGGGUAUGAGGCACCAAAGAUGUUUCAAAAUUAGUCAGACGUCCCUUUUCAGCAACCUCCAAGGUUUUGCACAUUUAGCUCAUGUGAUCGAGAUGCCAGUGAUCAGAAAUGCUUGUAGAUUUGUAGAAUUUCAGAAUCAAGCACAAAGGGUUUGUUUAAUGAAUUAAUAUUUAUGAAUGUUCCUGUAAAUACUGUAUGUGUAAUAGUCAGUAUUAUUUUUUACUAAGAACAUGGUGCAAAUGUUUUAAUGUAAGAUUUAAGUGUAUGGGUAAAAUGACAGCAGCUAAAGAUCUUUCCCUAUUUUUAGUUAUUCCCUGUCUAAACUCCUCAUCCUUAUAAAGCCAUUACUCACCAAACGUAGCAAGAAAUGCAUGUAAUCCUAGUUCUUUUGUGUGCAGUCACAUCAGUGAUUAACGUCAAAGCUAUGUAUUAACAACCAUUUUUUUGAAAUUUCUUUCCUUUUCUCUUGUACUGUAUUCAAUUCUUAAGCUAAAUGUGUAUUUCACCAGCAAGAGAGCUAAGUGUAGAGACAGAUUUAUAUGUCAGAACCCAGUGGGGCUGAAAAAAAAGUGCUGUCUGUCACGUGCCCGCGCAGAGCAUAGAGUGUGAAAGGCUAUAUUUUGAGUGCACCGAGGUAGGAUUAAUACAGAAUUAAUUAACGAAAAGCACAGUGUGUAAGGUGGUGCGCUUUCGCCUGCAAGAUGUCAAGGGAAAAAUGUUUAUUUUUAAACAAGGGUAAUUUCUCAACCACAAUGCAUCUGACUGCAAUAGCAAAGAACUCCACUGUACGUAUCAUUGGAGUCCAAACAUAUAAAAUCCAUUCACACAUGCUUGCUUGUGUGCUACUGUAUAGGUAUUGUAUAUAGAAUUAAGAUCUUUAGAGUAUUUAUUGACUUCCUUGUCUGUUUGUUUUAUGUCCAGCAUCUCUUAUUUCACUAGCAGGUAAGAGCCAACUCUUCAGUCACAAGGAAAAAACAGUUUUAAAUUAGUAGUGAGAAAGCUCUAGUCCAGCUGUUUUAGAAUAGCAUGUAGUGUAAAAGCCCAACACAACUGUCAGCGGCUUCUAAAGUAGUAGACGAAUCUGUUCUUACAGUCAAUUAGUGAAUCCGAGUCAUGAAAAGGUUUAAUCCAAGACAAACAUGGAAAAUGUUGGUGUUGUAGAUAUGAGUUUUAUAGAAAAGAAAAACUAUUGUAACAUUCUUGAAACUUAUUUUUUGAAAUAUUUUCAAUGUAAUUCCAUUGAAUUGCUGCCUUUGACAACUUUGCUGCUAAUGCUAUGCAAAGCUUUUAAUUUUCCUCAAAGCCAAAGUAGAUUAGUAUUUGUAGUUUUUUUUUUUUUUUUUUUUAUUGACAAUCCCUGAGCCUCAGACAGAUCCGCUGUAUAUGAAAAAACAUUUGUAUAUCCCCAGUCCUGACUUUGCAUGUAAGUAUUAAUUCAUGUUCUGACUCUCAAUGUCGGUUUCUUACAUCUUGCCAUCUGUUUAUUUGUCUUUUUUGUUUUAAUGGAAGUGUACACUACUGAUGCUGUUUGUAGUAAUGGGGAGCACAUAGCAAUAAAGAACAUAGUAAAUA
Messenger RNA from Tachysurus vachellii, 5560 nucleotides. RefSeq names its product ADAM metallopeptidase with thrombospondin type 1 motif, 3 (gene adamts3). NCBI's taxonomy places the organism in Eukaryota, Metazoa, Chordata, Actinopteri, Siluriformes, Bagridae. Gene Ontology annotation, molecular function: metalloendopeptidase activity. The record is from RefSeq and is a predicted model, not a curated record. The transcript is spliced from 22 exons. Gene Ontology annotation, biological process: extracellular matrix organization; proteolysis. The coding region runs from base 310 to 3774 and encodes 1154 amino acids. Gene Ontology annotation, cellular component: extracellular matrix.